This is a messenger RNA of Xenia sp. Carnegie-2017, 1678 nucleotides long. Its product is annotated as protein-lysine N-methyltransferase EEF2KMT-like. The record is from RefSeq and is a predicted model, not a curated record. Lineage: Eukaryota; Metazoa; Cnidaria; Anthozoa; Malacalcyonacea; Xeniidae. Bases 92 to 1201 code for a protein of 369 amino acids. The transcript has 8 exons.
CGCCAAAGUGGGAAGAAAAUGUGCAGUUUACUUUCUAAAGUUUUCAUCGCCGAUUUUUCAUAUACUUUUCAAGAAAGCAUCGUUUUGAUAAAUGGAUUCAACGACAGAAUUCAAAUAUUUAUUAUGUAAUAUACAAAAACUGUACUUUCAAACUGUAGGGAUGAAAUACUUUGAUUUGGAGAAGUUAACUACGACAGAAAGCGAUUGUGACCGUCAACUGAAAAUUUUACAUGCUACAGUGCUUCAUCCACGUAGUCAAAAAUGGCCACCAUCCUCAAGCUACAGACUUAAAUUUCUGAAAUCCUUACUCUUAGUGUUGGAGGAAAAGGGGCAAGAAAUUUGUGACGAACUAUAUGAUUUUGUGGCGUUACUGAUGGCGGAAAAAAGCUAUCUUGCCAACAGAGACUGCUAUAAAACCUACAUAUUGCCAUGCAGAAAAGCUGUUACAUUGGGCGAAUCAUCUGACUUCGUAUCGCAAGGAACAACGGGUCUAAAUACCUGGCAAGCUGGUAUAUAUAUGAGUAACUGGCUGAUAGAAAACACAUCAUUAAUCCAAGGAAAGUCAAUUUUGGAAUUAGGUUGUGGAGUUGGUCUUUCUGGAUUGACAGCUUUACAUUAUUGUCGUCCAAAGUCGUAUACUUUUACGGAUUGCAACCCAAAAGUUUUAGCUAAAAUCAAAGAAAACCUUCAGAUAAAUGGUUUUAGCUGCUCAGUAGAUUCAGGAAACGAGAAAGAGCGCCAUUCUGUGUUUAAAGAGAGGGACGAUACAGGAGAUAGUUUUGAAAAUUCACACGGCUCUCAUCAUAGACUGUUAUGUUGCACUUGUACACCUAGCGAUCACGUGGCACCCAAACAGAGUCACGUGAGUGUUUGUCUUCUAGACUGGGACCAGUGCAAUUUUGAAGAAAUAGAAAAAUUCGAACAAGAUAUCGUUCUUGCUUCAGACGUGAUCUUCCAUCCACAUACUGUAAAACCGCUUGUGAAUGUUUUGAAAUGUUUGCUAACGUUAAGAAAUGACACAAAAAUUUCUCCUGUCGCGUACGUUGCUUCAACGAUUAGAAACGAAAACACAUAUAACGGAUUUCUUUGUAAUUUAGAAAAUGCUGGCAUAAAGUACAAACGAUGGAACAAUGCUUUUCAACACGACUAUCUAUUUUACGAAAAAUCUUCGGAAAUUGAAUUCCUUCAAUUAGAAAUGUGAUUGUGAUGACGGCCUUCUCUCUUACCGUCUGGACCGUUAAAAUUUAAAAUUUAUGAACGUCAACUGCGAUUGGCCUGAAUUAGUUUCGACCUCCGAAAUAUACAUUCGGUAACCUUGUGUCUCGCGAAUGCACAAAAUAAAGACGUGAGCAUAGACAUUAUGAACGCAAAGGUCCACCAAUGGCAGGAGAAACUGAAGGACAAAAAUGGCUUCAAUCAACCAGUGAAAAAGAAACUUAUCUAAAGGCUAAUUUCCUCGUGAAAACAUUUUGCGUAUUUAGAGCUUGGUGUUGUAUGUGUACGUCAUUUUAAGUAACAUAACGGUAAUAAGGUUAAAUAGCUGUUAAACAUGGAGAAGAUCAUUAAAUAAUAUCUUACUAAAUAACCUAACCCGAGAACCAAGUCUGCUUUCUUUAACAGCAAGUUUAUUAACUAGUAGAUUUUUCUAUGAAUUUCAAUAAACAUCUAUUUCUCUAUA